Dracunculus medinensis (Guinea worm) is the source of this 777-nucleotide messenger RNA. NCBI's taxonomy places the organism in Eukaryota, Metazoa, Nematoda, Chromadorea, Rhabditida, Dracunculidae. The record is from the annotation of a GenBank genome assembly.
AUGGAAUUCUGCGAUGACAAUUCAAUACGAGAAGAAAUCAUAGGAGUUAUUAUGGAUCCACCCGAGCUUAGUGAAAUGGCGAAACUUUAUCCGCAUCUCAAACCAGGCGGUCAUAACGUUCCGCAAACGUGCCUUCCUCUUCACAAAACUAUUAUUGUCGUCCCAUACAGGGAUCGAGAAUUUCAACUUCGGAUAUUCUUGUAUCAUAUGCAUUCAUUUCUGAUACGCCAAAAUUUGGAAUAUGCGAUAAUCGUUGUUAAUCAGACAAAAGACGAAUUAUUUAAUCGAGCUAAAUUACUCAAUGUCGGAUUUGUUGAAAGUGCUAAAUUAUAUGACUGGAAUUGCUUCAUAUUCACCGACGUUGAUCGCAUGCCGGAAAACACUCGCAACAUUCACACUUGCGCAGACCAACCUAUACAUUUAUCCGUUGAUUCCAGAUUAGGUUUGCUGGAACUUGGACUGUUGUAUUAUACUUUUAUGGGUGGUGCAGUGGCAUUCUCUAAAACACAAUUCCAGAAAAUUAAUGGAUUUUCCAAUAAUUAUUGGGCAUGGGGUGGAGACGAUGAUGAUUUAGCAGCAAGCUGUAAAGAAAUACUUCUUACAUUGACGCUUGAUACGUGGCGUGAUGAUGGUCUAUCAACAUUAGAUUACGAAAUCGACCGUGUAGAAAAAAAUCAACUUUACGUAAAUUUGGUUGUCCGAUUAAAAGAAAAAGAAACUACGGCGAUUUUAGAGAAAAAAGAGCAAUAUAAAAUGUAUAGAAAGUGCAUCGAGUAA